AUGUCUGAAGUACAGUCCCGGCCUGCGCGAGGCAGGAGCACUGCCCGCGGCGGCAGAGGCAGCUAUGCUUCACGAGGCCCGCGGAAACAGACAAACGGCGACGGCGCAUCGUCAACCAUCGACACAUCAGCCGAGGCCGGCGAGCUCGCGGAACUCAAGAAGCGCUACCAGGGACAGCUGUCCAUGCUGAAGGAGCUGUUCCCCGACUGGACCGACGCAGAUCUCGUACUCGCAAUUGAGGAUUCUGACGGUGACCUAGAGAGGACCAUCGAGAAGAUCAGUGAGGGCUCCGUCUCUCAAUUUGCUGAAGUACCCAAGAAGGCAAAGGACCGCUCUCGCUCCAAGGCAGCCAAGGAGAAUGUGAUCCCUACAGAUGGCACAUCAAGCGUGCGCGGUGUUCGCGGCGAAGUUCCCCGACGUGGCACGGACAGCGUUCGUGGUGGUCGUGGACGUGGAACCGAUCGUGGUCGCGGUGGCUUUGGAGGAACGACUCGCGGAGGACGUGGAGGCGCAACCAGUGGCCCCCGAGCUGCUGCCUCAAUCCCGACGACCGAGUCCGCUGCAUGGGACACGACGCCUGCAGCGCCCAAGGAGAACGGCCACGCUACAGAGCACGCAAAGGACGACUCAGAGCACAAAUCGACCGUCGAGGCAGCUGCGACCGCUGUCAAGGGUGCUGCGAAGAAGACAUGGGCCAGCAUGUUCUCUGCGCCCAAACCUGUACCCGCCCCUGCUAAACCGGCUGAGAAGCCCGCUCCAGCCACGGAAGAGUCAAAGGCUGUGCCUGACGAGAUCCCCGCGCAUGAAGUCGCUCAAGAGCCCGCAGUUCAAGCCGAAGAGCUGCCCAUACCCCCAAUUGCAGACGAGGCCGUGCAGACGCCACCCAUUGCGGUCGAUGAUACUUCGAAGCUGACGCCAGACAAGUCUGGAGUAGGAUCUGGACCAGACCUCACGCUGACACCUUCGAAGGACAAGCUCACCGAGGAGAAUGUCGAGCAUCUCCCAGACGAGUCGCAUCCGCCACCUACAGAAACAGCAUUCAGCACCGUCGCCAGCUCCAGGGACAUUGGAAGUGCUGUAGCAACCCCAUUGGGCACCAGCCAGGCACCUGUCCCCCGCCCCGGCAUUGGAGGAUUUGCCACGAGCGCACUGAAGGCCACCUCCACCAGUGGACACCGAAGCGCAAGCUUCCAGCGACGAUUAAUGGAACAGCACGAGGCCGUCGUCAUGCCCGGCAACCACGCUGUGGACAGGGCCGCGGUGCAAUUCGGCAGCUUGGGUCUAGGCGAAAGUUCUGAUUUAGACGUAGAUGAGGACAGGGAAGAAGCAGAGACUCGGGAACAACCACCUCAGCAUUCGCCAGUCGCGCAGCCGCGUGCCGCCCUACCACCCGCACCCCGCCAGGCUCCUCCAGCGGCCGAAACACAGCAAGAAUCUGUUCCCACCCCGAAGCAAGCACCAGGAUUACCUCCUGUACCCCAGCAGCAGCAACCCUUCUCGCAGCAAUCGCCCUCCGCCUCGCUCGGUGGACAAUCGAUGCAGCCCCAGGGCUCCAACCAGCGCUACGAUCAGUUCGGACGCUAUGGUCAGCCAGGAUUACAGUCGGAUGCUGCUGCACCCCCCCAGAAGGCCUACGAUCCUUUUGGUCAACAAAUCCCAUCACAGUCGAACCAAUACGACUACCCUGGUCAGCAAGGUCAACAGAGCCAGGCCCAGUCACAGCCCGGCGCUUUCUCCUCCGCACCAGACAACUUCGGCUCUCAGUACCUCACCUCUGAGCAGCGAUACCAGAACUACUACGGCAGCUACGGACAGCAGGGUGCACCAAGCCAGCAGGAGGCUGGCUCCGCUCAGCAGCGAACAGGCAGCGCUUUCGGCUCCGGCCCGAACGACUCAGCUUUCUCCCAGAGUCAGCAGCAGCAGGUAAGCCAACCUUUUUGCGACACUCCAUCGUCUUUCUCUUUCGAGGAUUUGUCGAAGCCUGCCUUGCAGAAAUCAGCUACCGCCUUUCCCGAUGCAUCUGAGCAGAUGCCUCUCGAGAGUCGGUUUGGUGGUUUUCGUAAGGUCAGGUCGACGAAUGAGACGGAGUCGCAGCCAUUGGGCCGACAAUUUUCUAAUGAACGCAAACAGGGCCAGGGUCGAUACGAUGCCCAGAACAGCGGACACAACACACCCAACCCCGCCUUGGGCGGACAGCAACCUGGUGCUCCUGGCUCGCAGAGCCACAACAUGCAACAGCAUGCUGGCCAGCAGGGACACUCAGGCGCCUACCCUUACAACCAUCCGUACUAUACCAGCCCGUACUAUGCUAACUACAUGAACCAAUUCGGUGGCUAUAACCAGGGAGCUGGCUAUGGCUCCUUCGGAAAGGGCAUGUACGGUCAGCCCCACCACUAUGGCAUGUCUCCUCAAGCUGCCUACGAACAGCAUUCGUCCUCUCCAGCCAACGCUGGUGGCUUCGCUGCGUCUGCACUGCACGAGCGGUCUAGUGGACUUGGUGAAUACGGCCGUUCGGCGUCUGGAACUUCUCAGAACCACAGUGCAACUGCAGGUGCUGGCGGAUUCGGUGGCUUCCCCGACUCGUUCGGACGCCAACAAGGUUACUCUGGCCAGAGUUCCUAUGCCCAACAGCAAGGUGGUCAGCCAGGAGCCAGCGAGGACUCCCUGAAGCCUUUUGGCGACCCUAAGAAUGGCGGUCCUAGCCCGUCUGCUUUGGGUGCUCAGCAAGGCCGACCCGGAUCUGCUACGCAAAACACCCCUGGCCAGGCUGGUCCUCAACAAUCGCAUCAGCAAGGCUUCGGUGGUUACCCUAGCCAUUUGGGUGGCAACAGCCAGUAUGGCGGGGGUCUCGGCGGCCUCGGCCACCAGGGCGCCGGAAGCCACCAGCAGCAGAGCCAGUAUGGCAACUAUGGUGGUGGUUUCGGAGGAGGUUAUGGAAGUGGAAGCUACAGCCGUGGCGGCUGGGGCGGAAACUAUGGAGGGCACAACUAGCGCUCUCUCCAUGACUUCUAGCCCCAGGAAAAGAGGCCAAGUCGUAUCAACAAUCACGUGGUAUGGCGAGGGGUCUUUCUUUUCCGACCAUGUUUUGACAGGCUGACGGCUCCUUUUAAAAGCAUCUUUUGGCAAGCUUGAUAACGCCUCAGUCACAACUUUGUACUAUGAAAUCUCCUUUCUUUCCUCUCUG
Parastagonospora nodorum SN15 is the source of this 3184-nucleotide messenger RNA. RefSeq lists its product as hypothetical. NCBI's taxonomy places the organism in Eukaryota, Fungi, Ascomycota, Dothideomycetes, Pleosporales, Phaeosphaeriaceae. Gene Ontology annotation, cellular component: cytoplasm; nucleus. Gene Ontology annotation, molecular function: ubiquitin binding. The transcript is spliced from 2 exons. Bases 1 to 2991 code for a protein of 996 amino acids. The record is from RefSeq and is a predicted model, not a curated record.